AUGAUCUUAGUAAUACAUUCGAUGACCAUAGCUAAUUUGAAACUCAUGAAGCAAAAUUAUCUCAUUAGAAGAACUGAUGUACCUGAGUUGAACCAAGGUAUCAUCAUCCAUACAUUAAAUCCGAGGUUAUCGAUUACAAAAAGUGACGAAUUGAUCAAUCACUAUGUCCUUUUUUCUUACACCGAAAACAUUUCCCUACUUUCCGGGAAUAGUUCUUUUCAUCUGCAAAUAACUUGGCAUCAUAUAGAAAUGCCAGAAAAAAAACUUAUUUUCUUUGGAAGACAUCAAAAACACAGAAAUCCAAAUUUAAGGAUAUCUGUGAAACAAAUGAUUAUUUGUUCGACUGGUGCUUUCAUGACAAAAUUUCGGGCGUAUCUGAUUACGGCAGAUCGAAACACCGUGCAAGUCAGGAAUGACUUCAUGGUACAGAAAUUGGGUGGCAAUGAGUAUUUUACGGAUUUAAAUAUUAAAGUCUGA
This is a messenger RNA of Loa loa (African eye worm), 477 nucleotides long. RefSeq lists its product as hypothetical. NCBI's taxonomy places the organism in Eukaryota, Metazoa, Nematoda, Chromadorea, Rhabditida, Onchocercidae. The record is from RefSeq and is a predicted model, not a curated record. The transcript has 3 exons. The coding region runs from base 1 to 477 and encodes 158 amino acids.